Molecule: messenger RNA, 4478 nt
Organism: Thrips palmi
Lineage: Eukaryota; Metazoa; Arthropoda; Insecta; Thysanoptera; Thripidae
Product: chromatin modification-related protein eaf-1-like
Exons: 7
Coding region: 347-4144 (1265 amino acids)
Biological process (GO): clathrin coat disassembly; clathrin-dependent endocytosis
Cellular component (GO): cytoplasm; vesicle; intracellular membrane-bounded organelle
Molecular function (GO): clathrin binding
Source: RefSeq, a predicted model, not a curated record
CCAUAGCGUCUCUCGCCCGCGGCAGCGCCGCUUCCUCUCAUCCGCCCCUCGCCCUCCAUGUCCAUGACCAGCGCCGCGACCCGCAUGUCCCCCGAGACCGCGCCGUCGCCGCAGCUCGACGUGUUCCGGUGCCCCGAGUGCUCCACGCCGCGCACCAGGGCCGCGAGGUUCCUCUCGGCCGCCAGGAAGUGGUGGAGGGUCGUGCCGCGUCGGAGGGAAGGCCGCUACGACCUGAGUCCCAGCGCCGCCAUCUUCCCCGCGGCCUGCUGCGAGGACUGCGGAGCCUGCUCGUGAGCAGGCCCCAGGCGCCUCCAGACCGAAACCCGACAAGCACCCUGCCGCCAUCAUGUCAUCCCUCGUGUUCCAGCAGGCCCUGUUCGCCGCCGGGCGCCACUACAAAGUCUACGUGGUGGUUGCUCCCGCGUCGCACGACGGCCAUCCCCCGCACCGCCGUGCAUCACCGGCCUGCCCUCGGCGGCCGCCCCCGCCGCCCCUGCCGCACGCCAAGCCGCAGCCGCAGCCCGAGGCGCGACGCCACAGGAUGGCCAACACCGCCCUGCUCCUGCUCGUCGCCGUCGCCGCGGUUUGCCUCGGUGACGACGCCCUGAGAGAGGGCCAGCCCCUCGGCGAGCCUCUGGGCCAGCCUCUGGGCCAGCCCAACGCCCUGACCGACGACAUCGACCCCGAGUUCAUGCAGCUGGUGACCAACGGAGACUUGGGCAUCGACAUGGCGGACCGCGACGGGCGCAGCCUGUCCGUGGCCAGCAAGCUGUACCGCGAGCUCAAGAAGAAGGAGGCCCUCAAGGAGACCACCGUCAUAGCCGACCCCGCCGAGAGGAGGAGGAGGAGAAAAGAGCGGCUGGAGGCCAUCAGGAAGGCCUACAAGGACGAGCGGGAGCGCAGGAGGCAAAACAUACCGCCGAUCCGGAUCAACCUGAAAGCGGGCGGCGACCCGCUCGCCAUGCCCGCGGCCGCCCGGGCCGCCACGCCCGAGGACGACAAGCCCGGCAAGGGCAACGCCACAGAGGACGCGGGGUCCUCGCAGAAGGACGCGACAGACAAGGAGGACUCUCAGAAGGACACUUUGGACAAGGACGCCGUGGUUAACGCGGACUCCAAGGACAAGGACGCCGUCGUUGCCAAGAACACAGACGCUGCGAAGGACUCCAUCGUCCCCGUGGACUCUAAGGACAAGGACUCAGUCGUGACCGAGGGCACCGCCGCCGCCAAGGACCCCGCCGUUGACUCCGGGGCUGCGCCUGCCGACAACGCGUCAGACAAGGGCGCGGACGGCGCCCUCACGCCACCCUCCAAGCCUGUGGACGUCCAGACCGUGGAGCAGCUGGAGAAGAGCGUGAUCGACGAGAGCGUCAUCACCACGCCCGCAUCGCGUCCGGACGAGAACGUCGAGGCCCUGGCACCGCCCAUGCCGACCACCACCCUGGCCUCCUUCGAGAGCAAGGGCAGCGUCAACAACGAGAUGCCACCUUCGUCUGUGUCUGCUGGAGGCCAGCCACCUCAGGCCUUGCCAACAGACAGCACCUUGGUUGAGCAGUCUCAAGUCCACUUCGACGCCAACCCUGUGCAGACCGCGGGCUCUUCCAACAUCCAGUCUGUGCAGCCUCAAGUCCACGGCAACGCCAACCCUGUGCAGACUGCGGGCUCUACCAACAUCCAGCCUGUGCAGCCUCAAGUCCACGUCAACGCCAACCCUGUGCAGACCGCGGGCUCUACCAACGCCCAGCUUGUGCAGCCAGUGGUCCACGUCAAUCCCCAGCCCUUGCCGCCCGUGGUGCACAACACGGUCGUGUCGUUGCAGCCAAAGAUCCGCGUCAACGGUCCAACUGUGCAGCCUGUGAUCCGCAACAACGUCCUGUCCUUCAAGCCAGAGAUCCACCUCAACCCUCAGCCCUUCCGGCCCGUGGUCCGUGACAACGCCUUGUCCUUCCAACCUGCACUCAACGUCAACACCGCGCCCUUGCAGCCCGCGGGGCGCGUCAGCGCCGCAUCCCCGCCAGCCGUGGUGUCCGGUUCCAGCGGCACUGCGUCCUCGUCCGAGCAACUGGCUCCCGCCCAGGGCGUCGCCGCCCCAUCCCCCGCUUCUCAAACCGCCGCGGGUGCAGCGCUUCCCAUAGCACAGCAAGGAGCCAGAGCCGCGGCCGAGCUCCCCGACGGUCCACUGUUCAGGCCGUCCCCGGACUACCGCCAGCCGGGCAACUACCCUCAGCCGUGGGUGUCGGGGGCUGAGUCCCCCAACGGUCCGCUGUUCAGGCCGUCCCCGGACUACCACCAGCCGGACAACUACCCCCAGCCAAACAACAACGCCCAGCCGGGCAGCUACCCCCAGCCGGGCAGCUACCCUCAGCCGGACAUCUACCCUCAACCGGACCACUACCCUCAGCCAGGCCACUACCCUCAACCGGACAGCUACCCCCAGCCAGGCCACUACCGCCAAUCGGACAACUUCCCACAGCCGGACAACUCCCCGCAGCCGUGGGUGCCCGGGGCCGCCGAGUCCCCCGAGGCCGCCUUGAGGGCGGAGAACGCGUUCCGCGCGUGGGCGGCUCACGAGGCGGCGUUGGCCGAGCAGCGCGCCGCCCAGCAAGCAGUGGCGGCACGCGCCCGGGCCAUGGAGCUGCUGGCGGCGGAGGAGCGCGCGGCGCGCGAGGAGCUGGCGGCGCAGCAGAGGGCGGCCCAGGAGGCGCGCGAGUCCCAGCAGCGAGCCGCAGACCUUCUAGCGGCGCAGGAACGAGCCGAACGCGAGGAGGCCGAGGCGAAGCAGCGCGCAGCGGAGUACCGCGCGGCGCAGCAGCUCGCCGAGCAGCAGGCCGCCGAGGCCCAGGAGCAGGCCGUGCGGCAGGAAGUGGCCGCCCAGCAGCGCGCCGCCGAGCUCCUGGCCGCGCAGCAGAAGGCGGCGCAGGAAGCCGUCGAGGCGCGGCGACGCGCGGAACAGGACGCGGCCGUGGCGCGGCAGCGCGCCGCCCUCCUCGAGGCGGAGCAGCAGCGCGUCCAGCAGGAGGAGCAGGCCGCGCGGCAGCGGGCCGCGCAGCGCGCCGCCAUCCAGCAGGCCAUCGCGGACCAGCAGCGCGUCGCGCAGGAGGCCAUCGUGGCGCAGCAGAUCGCAGCACAGCUGGUGGCGGACCAGGGUCGCCCUGCCGACGACGCCGUGCCCUACGUGCUGCCAACCGCAUCUGACGACGCCGUGCCGGCCCUCUCAGCAAGCCCGACCGCCAGCAGUGAACCUCAGUCCAGCCGGGCCGCGGAGUCGCAGGACCGCCACCGCGCCAGCCACGUCGUGCUGACGGCCGCCACCCCCGCGGACGGCCCGCCCAACCCGGCCCUCACCGCGUUCCGCGUGGUGGACGACCUCCCCAACGGCGAGCUGGAGCGGCAGCGGCAGGAGGAGUUCGACAAGUGGAAGGUGGGCCUGAAGAAGCACAAGAAGAGGCUGGGCAAGAGGCCCGCCACGUACCUGACGCCCUUCCCGGACGGCACGCUGCCGCCCUCGCCGUACGUCGUGCCCGGCACCGCGGUGCCCACCUUGUCCGAGUUCGAGCAGAUGAUGGCGGAGGCCAGGCAGCAGGCCGAUCAGCACGUCGUCACCAAGAGGGACACCACUUCCUCCUCGGGCACCACGGAGCGGACGACAACGCGCCGCACCGCCACGUCGCCCCUGUGGCCGCGCGACCCGUACCUGUCCGCGCCCACCCCCCGGCCGCACCGCGACCACGGCCACGGCCAGGAGUCAGGGUUCGAGGCCGGUCACACACACAACCCGUACUGGCCAGCGAGGCCGGAGAGCAAGCUGCGCAAGAAGUACAAGCCCGUGGUGGCGGCCUACCCCUUCCAGAACUCGACCCACGACGAGGAGGCGCCGCCACAGGCGACCACCCCCACCGCGGUGCCCUCGAAGCCGUCGACGCCGCGCGCGCGCCCCGUGCCCGCCACCACGCCACCCCCGCGAGCCGACAGGGGGCCCGUCUUGUCCAGGCUGCUGACGACAGCGCUGCCCACCCCUGAGCCGCUGCCGACCCCCGAGCCUCAGGUCGCGGGUCCCCGCACCCAGAGCCGCUCCUGGAGGAGACGGCGGUCGCCGCAGCCCUCCCCAAGACGGGCCGCGAAGACCACCCUUUUCGGGAGCUAGCCCUCGGAAAAGACUGACUGAUUUACUCUGACGUGGACGUAGAGUAAUGGACAGCUCAUGAAAAUACUCUUGUUUUGUUCGCCGCCGACUUGACGUGUACCCCGAACCGAAACGGACGCGUCGCGCCCACGCAGCGCUUUCGAAAUGGUGUCGCGGGUGGCCGCGGAGCACCGCGUCGGCGGAAUCGGCGACCGAGCCGAGCCGAGACUUCGGGACUUCGAGACCUGCCCCGACCGGUGCCUGGGAAAGACGCCACAUACAUGGCCGGUUUGACAGCCAUGCCAAUGUGUACAAAUAAUUUAUUUGUAAAUAAAUUUUACCUCUUUGUACAGUU